GAUUACGAUCCAUCAUGUAGUGGUAAAGGUGAAGAUCCUCACCGUCCCUGUACUCCGUUUGUGUGUGCUAAUUGCGGCACCGACUUCACACCGGUUUGGAAGCGCAAGCGCUCGGGAUCAACGGAUGUCGUUUGUGAGGCAUGUAUCAUUGACGGCUUGCGUUCUGGAAUCCACCGAUCAUAUAACAGUGUGGUUUCUGCUGCGCUUAAACAAUACGCUUCUUCCGAAAGGGAGUUGGAACACGAAUACCAGGAUAUAGUCAAUUCUCCAGCCAAGUUGGAGGCCUUCAUUAAAGAGCAAGAACGUAAGCUGCUAGCAGCACAACCACCUCCAGUGGCCCCACCGCCACCGCAGCCACCACAACCAAGUUCAUCAGUGAAUCCCGUGCAAAACCAACGUUAUCACCAGCAGCAAAGUUACCAGGUCCAAAAUGCCUAUGCGAAUGUUGGUGCCCGACAUCCUCAGGCAGCGGCCAUUAACAGCGGCGUGCCUGGAGCCACCGUUGCAGCUGCUCAUCUCUCAAUCCCCGUGGCUAAUGCGCGGCGUCAGACUGUCUCAUCAGCUACGCUGGUGACGUCUGCUAGUGCACCUUCACUUUCCAUCGCGCAACAACAGCAACAAAACCAAGUCGUUGCUACGAACAACGUUGUGCAGCAGUUUGCUACACAAUACCAACAACUGACAAAGGCUGCUGCCGCAGCUGCCCAAGCCGGGCACGUGGCAGGUGGCAAUGCUAACGUCACCGCUAAUCUCAUGAUGGCAGCUGCUGCUGCCAAUCCAAUGCUUGUUGCAGCAGCUGCCAAUGCAACCAACCAACAGCAGCAGCAACAACAAGCGGCUGCAGCCGCUGCUGUAGUACAACAGCGUUUGGCUGCGGCAGCAGCACUCAGUGAAUUUCAACAUCAACAGCAGCAGCAACAAUCGACUUUGGAUCAGUAUGCUCGUCUGCAGGAAUUGGUGAUGAACACCCUUUUAUGCAAUGCCGCAACUGCCGGCACCCAAAAUGCUGCUAUUCGUCAGCCCCAGCAUGCUGUUCAACAAGCUCUUUUACAGUAUGCAUGUUUGCUUCAACAACAACAGCAGCAACAACAGGCUGCCACACAGGCCCAACAGCAACAACAAGCCAAUGCUGCGGCUCUCCAGCAAUUCAUGUCUAGUUCAGUUAGCAAUUCAGCGGCGUGCAUGGCUUUACUACAAAGUUGGUGGGCCUUGAAUGCCGCUGCAGGUGCGGGUGCGAAGAAAUGA
This is a messenger RNA of Echinostoma caproni, 1245 nucleotides long. The record is from the annotation of a GenBank genome assembly. NCBI's taxonomy places the organism in Eukaryota, Metazoa, Platyhelminthes, Trematoda, Plagiorchiida, Echinostomatidae.